Messenger RNA from Mesocestoides corti, 1932 nucleotides. The record is from the annotation of a GenBank genome assembly. Lineage: Eukaryota; Metazoa; Platyhelminthes; Cestoda; Cyclophyllidea; Mesocestoididae.
GAUUAUGAUGACCUAGACAGCAACGGAGGUCGUUCCGACUUUCGUCCUCGGUUUCGCAAUGAGUGGAAUGCUGGAAGGCACGGCAAUCGGCGACACCACCAGGGUAUAACCAAUCCUGAAGUUGUGCGUCGAGUAAUGGUGGGUGACAACACUGGAGGUGGAACUGGAGUUGGUCCGAUGUCCGGCACGAAUUGCGGGCUAGCUCCUGGUGAGACUUGGAUGCGUGUCAACGUUGUGCACGGGGCAUCCAUACCCCUAGACUUCUUGAGAGAAAAUUUGGGGGCCGCCCUGGGAACACCCAUCCGAAUAUACAACGCCAACCUGAAAGGGGAGAAUCGAGUAUUUUUCUUCAAAAUGCGUGCCAAAAAGCUUGGCACCCACCGCAAGGCAGUAAAUGGUAUUGUAAAUCCAAACACAGGGGCUCCUCUCGUCUGUGACAUCAAUCCUUGUCGUGAGCCCGAGGUCCCUCUCAACGUUUCGGAUGCAUCCGCUGGGUCUGCCCCUGCCCUUUUACCCUCCUCCUGGAUGGAUGCAUUGCGGGAGUGUUUCAGAGAACGCUUCCAGGCCACUACUCGCGUUCUAGACCUUUCGAGCCUCCACACCGAUCUCACACUUCUCAGCAAAGGCUUCUACAUACCUUUGGACAAGACUCCUGUUUUCUCGUCCUUCGUAGCCAUCCUUCAGGAAAACAAUGCACAACUGGCUAUACUGAAUUUGUCAAAUAAUCGGCUACGUCAUGUACAACCCUUUGAAGAUAUGGCCAAAUCGAUGGGGCCUCCAACUUACUCAAUCGAGCGUAUAGAUUUGAGUGCUAACGCCCUCACCCAAGUACGCAACCUUGAGGCACUGAAGCACGUUCCUGGUGUCUGCCACCUCGAUGUCACAGAGACGCCAUUAUCAGGUCGUCUGUCCAAUCCAAAUCACGCCAAGUUUAUGGAAGCUCAAAUCGUGCGGAUCCUUCCUGCUCUGAAGACUCUUAACGGUAAUCCCAUCAAGGUGACAGUGGAAUUUGCAAUCGAGCACGCGUCAAACGCAAGCACAGUCACUCGUGGGCCGCGAUUUCCGCUUCCAAAGACAAUUCAAGGCUACUUUCCGAAUGAAGAAAUCAGGAUUCCUCUUCUAACGUUUCUUAAAGAAUACUUCUCGCGUUACGACUCCAGUCCACGCGGUGAAAACAUCUACUCCUACUACACAUCGGCUUCAACGCUGACCAUGUGUUUGAACCCAGCUUCGCAGUUUUCUGGGAAAAGCGUCUCCGAAACAAUCGAGGCGAAUGAUGGAUCGUCGCAAAAAACGGUGUUGCUGACAAAUAACCUCGACGACGCUUACUUCAAACAAAAUCGAAAUCUUUUGCGUUGUAAAGAUGAACAUAAGAGACACGAACUCAUUUGCCAAGGCUCCCUUGAUAUCGCCUCGGCUCUUGGAAAGCUGCCCGCCACCGAGCAUGUUCUCGAGUCAUUCUGUAUUGACGUCAUUUUUCAUUCAGAAUCUCAAAUCCUCUUUAAUGUGAGUGGCGUUUUCUACGAGAUCAAAAGAGGUGCUGGUUCAAAUGCUCCCUUACAGAAGGUGCUGCGCUGUUUUGCGCGUUCAAUGAUACUCGUUGCUCCCGGCUCUCAGAUACUUCAGGAUGACAUAAUUUUCUCAAAUCCGAGUGAAUCCCUCAUUCAGCGUUACAUCCGAGAUGUUAAGAAACGAGCAAGCACCUCUGGCGUUUCCCGUUCAUCGGCACCGAUGAUCCCCCCAUCAGUUCCUGCAGGUGCCAAUGAGCGGGAGGUGAUGCUAUCUGAAUUUCGUCGCCAAACCGGUAUGAACAUGGCGUUUUGUCGUCAGUGUCUGGAGGAGUUUGGUUGGCAAUUCGACACUGCCCUCUCCAGUUUCCAGUCGAUGCACGCCGCUGGCACGAUUCCCCAAGCGGCUUUCGCCCCUGAUUAG